Molecule: messenger RNA, 3497 nt
Organism: Carassius carassius (crucian carp)
Lineage: Eukaryota; Metazoa; Chordata; Actinopteri; Cypriniformes; Cyprinidae
Gene: pex6
Product: peroxisomal biogenesis factor 6
Exons: 17
Coding region: 84-3305 (1073 amino acids)
Biological process (GO): protein import into peroxisome matrix
Cellular component (GO): cytosol; peroxisomal membrane
Molecular function (GO): ATP binding; ATP hydrolysis activity
Source: RefSeq, a predicted model, not a curated record
CAGUACAUUAGAAGUAUAUUUUUUUUUAAAAAAGGUCAGAGGUCAGUUUUUGUCGUUUCAGUGCGCAUGCGCACAUUUUCAACAUGGCGGCUCCCGUGAAGUUGCAAUGUCUUGAUGACUUUCCAACACAUAUUCAUCCACUACAUGUGAUUAUCAACAAAACACAAUUUACUCAAAAGUUCCCGGACUACACUGGAUCCACAUACGCGUUGUUAUUGUCUCUGAUGGACCAGCAGUCCCCCUGUAAUCGGGGCUUUUUGGUGUGCGCUCACGCGACUCCGGAGGAAGAGACCGAUGUAAACAUUCCCACGUGUCUCGCUGUUUACGUGAGCAGAUCUUUCCUUAAACACUACGGACUGAAGGAGCACUCGCAGGGAAUGGUUCGCCCACAGUCUCUGCUGCCUUUAAAAAAGAUUGUGAUCGGGGCUCGGACGAAGCAGAGCUUUAAAUGGGCUUCUUCAGAGAAGUUCUCCAAUGCUCUGCUGAUCCUAGCCUCCUGUCAUGGACAGACUCUGCUGGCGAGGCAAGGCGACGCGCUUCUGAUCCCCUACCAUCAUUUACUGGGGGAAGAAGCCUCACAGGUGCAGCAGUACCUGUCGGAGGUGAUGGUGCUGGAGUGCACCCCUGUCAGUCAGGGCAGGAUAACAGUGGAAACUAGUGUGGUGGUGUCAGACUGCAGAGAUCUGGACCUGACCAACACCAGCAGCACGAGCAGACUGUCCGCUUCCUCGCUCUUUGUCUCUGAUUUUGCCCAGUACGCCAGUAGCUUGAGUUCUGGCAGCUCUUUGCUGAACAGCAGAGUGUUGGACUUCAGUGCUUUCUUGCAGGCUCUUGAAUGCAGACUUGAUGUGCGUGUGGUAGACGUCUCAAAUCUCCAGAAACCUGGAGGAAUUCUGUCUAGACUAGAGCAGAAUGAAGGAUUGGAUGUCGACAGCACUAUUUUUGUGCACAAGAGCUUGUUACUGAAGAUGGGUUUGUUUAACGGGGAGUGGGUCAUUGCAUCAAUCCCAGCAGACAAGGUGAAGAAGACCCCUUUGAGUCCUGUCCUCGGUGACCGGGAGAGUAGCUGUUCAAUUCCCUUUAAGAAGCAGGGACGUGUUCAUCUGGUUGCAAUCAGAGCUUUUGAAUCAGUUAGACAGCAAGACAUGGAUAUGAAUGACAAUGUGGGCUUCAUUUCACCGGUUCAGUGGUUUAACCUGGCAGACGGGAUGGAAGUGCCUGUCGGAAAUAAGACCAUCAAAAUUAAGAGGUGGAAUAAGGAAUCGUCUGAGGCUGGGUCUCAGAUCUCCGUGAGCGCGUGUCGAUGUGCAGCGCCGCCGUUUGCUAAAGAGCUGCACAUCGAAGCCGUCGUAUCUCCAGACUACAACUCCCAUGGGCCCUUCGACAGCAUCCUCUACAAGCACUUCAGCACACCCAGGCUUGUUCAGCGGGGGAGUAUAUUGGGAAUCCCGUCAGAAGGACAUCCUGAUCUGAUAGAGAACAGCUCUGAAGGAAUCCUCAGGUGGCCUGUGCUGUAUUUCAGAGUGAAGCAGGUGUGCGGUUUCUCCGCUGAGGAGGAAGAGGUUUCUUCAUAUCUGGCUGAUUCUAGUCACACUUCACUAUACAUGGGAGGCUCCGCCCACAGCCGGUCUCCCUGCUCUGUGCUGCAGAAGGGUUCAUCUUUCUGGACGAGUCUCUGUCCCCCGGGUCUGUCCAGCACUGUGGAGCAGCUGCUCACUAUCAUUCAACCUCACUUCAGCGAAAGCUCUCUAACAUUAAAGAGAGGCUGUUCUGUUCUUCUGAUGGGUCCCAAUGGCAGUGGUAAAGUCACGGCCGUAAGAGCAGCUAGCAGGAGGCUGCAUCUGCAUCUAAUCAAGGUGGAUUGCGUCAGUCUCUGUGCAGACACUGCAGCUGCGUGCGAGGUGAAGAUGAAGUCUGUCUUUGAGAGAGCGGAGCUCCAUCACCCGUGUGUUCUGCUGCUGAGAAACCUGCAGCUGCUCGGCCAGUCGCGGGACGGCCCUGAGACCGACUCCAGGGUCACGUCCACCCUCUGCCAGCUCGUAGCAGCUGCUCACGCCAGUGUGGUGGUGGUGGGGUCUGUGAGCAGCCAGCGAGAGCUGUCCUCAGAUGUGAUGGCAGCGUUUGUGCACCAGGUGACGAUAGAGAGUCUGUCCGAGGCGCAGCGCAGGACGAUGCUGUCCAGCCUCAGUGAGGACCUGCUGUUGGGAAAAGAAGUCAAUCUUGGCCAGAUUGCCAAAAAGACUGCUGGUUUUGUUUUAGGAGAUCUUUGUGCACUUCUUACCAGUGCUGGGAAAGCCGCUCACAGACGACUUCUGCAGAUAUAUUUUCCAGAAGCGGCGAGUGAACAGGAAGAGGAGGAUCUGUGUGUCUCUGGGGUGAGCGUCACGUCUGAGGACUUCAGCGCUGCUCUGGACGUCCUGCAGAAGGCGCAUUCACAAGCCAUCGGAGCCCCAAAAAUCCCGUCGGUCAGGUGGCAGGACGUCGGUGGACUGCAGCAGGUUAAGAAGGAGAUUCUGGACACGAUUCAGCUUCCUCUGGAGCAUCCAGAGCUGCUCUCGCUGGGGCUGCGGCGCUCCGGACUGCUGCUCUACGGGCCGCCUGGCACCGGGAAGACCCUGCUGGCUAAAGCCGUCGCCACCGAGUGUACCAUGACCUUCCUCAGUGUGAAGGGUCCUGAACUCAUCAACAUGUACGUUGGUCAGAGUGAAGAGAACAUUCGAGAAGUGUUCAGUAAGGCCAGAACCGCUGCUCCCUGUGUUAUUUUCUUUGAUGAGCUGGACUCUUUGGCUCCUAAUAGAGGACACAGUGGGGACUCAGGAGGGGUGAUGGACAGGGUUGUGUCACAGCUUUUAGCAGAGCUGGAUGGUCUUCAUUCGUCUGGAGAUGUCUUUGUGAUCGGAGCAACUAAUCGCCCAGAUCUGCUGGACCAAUCCCUGCUCAGGCCUGGCAGGUUUGAUAAGUUGGUGUAUGUGGGAGUGAACGAAGACAGAGAGUCUCAGCUGCAGGUUCUGAAGGCAGUCUUGCGCAGGUUUAAAGUGGAUCCCAGCGUGUGUCUGUCGGAGGUCGUGGACUCCUGUCCUCCUCAGCUGACCGGAGCCGAUCUCUACGCGCUCUGUUCGGACGCCAUGAUGUGCGCCAUCAAGAGGAAGAUUUCACGAAUCACUGAAGGUGUGGAUUCGGAGGCCAGCGCUCUGAUUCUGUGUUCAGAAGACUUCAGACAGGCUCUGGCAGGUCUUCAGCCAUCCGUCUCUGAGCAGCAGCUCAACAGAUACAAGCUCAUCCAGCAGAAAUUCACCAUAAAAUAACAUCCCAAACACUCGACCAUCUGAAAUCAUUCCUCUGGUGGGACCUUCUGAAGCUCAAGGUUUUGCACUGUGUCCAAACCAGACCCAGGGUGAUGAAGCUACUCUCAUUGGUCCAUAUAGCUGAAUAAUAAAUGUCAAAUAUCGUCUGAUUGGCUGUGCUUGUUUUAUAUUGCACAGUAGUUUCACCUUCAU